Molecule: messenger RNA, 1236 nt
Organism: Iphiclides podalirius (scarce swallowtail)
Lineage: Eukaryota; Metazoa; Arthropoda; Insecta; Lepidoptera; Papilionidae
Source: the annotation of a GenBank genome assembly
AUGACAUUCAGACGUCCAAUCCAACGCCUCAAUCUGUCCCGUGACCACGACCGCUAUUAUGAGACCCCAGACGGGGCGCAGCCUAAUCAAGGCGCUAUGUUGUGGAGUAUGGGCGUUUUCCUUCUCACACAGAUAGGCGUGUGCCAAUUCACGACGGAUCCGACGACAACUGACGACAAUACGGUGUCUUCGUUUUACGUGCUCAGCACUGGUGCGGUACCGGCGGCUGUCAUGUUGCGACUGGGAAACUCGACCAUAGACAGCACGAAGUCGUUUAAAGUGCCUCGGCCCUCGGACCGUACUGAAGAUGGGACUUUAACGGCCAAGAUCCUGGAAAUGGUGCCCCACGUGGUCUCAGCGAAGAACACUUACUUCGACCACGACAGAAAGUACGGGCCCACAUUUGAGGACGCGUCCAAUGGAAACGUGACGAAGAUAACCGUGCAGCUGGGCGAGGAUGCCUACUUGAACUGCAGGAUCAGUCUAUUGCAGGAUAAAACGGUUUCAUGGGUGAGACGCAAGGGCAAAGAGGAGUUGCCCGAACUACUGACAGUAGGGGCAGUUACGUACGCAGCUGACAACAGGGUGACGGUCGCGAAGAGAUAUCCGGGAAAUUGGAGACUGCUGAUUAGAGAGGUCAAGCCGGAAGAUGAAGGCAUUUACGAAUGUCAAAUAUCAACGCACCCGCCGCGCGUCAGCCGUAUUUACUUGCAUGUCAAUACUCCGCAAGUGUGGGUAGUAGAUGAGGCGGGGGCGCCGCUUUCAGAGAAGUACUACGAGGCGGAAUCAACGCUCGCACUGGUGUGUAGGGCUCGUCACGUCGACUCGCCUGCUGUGCUGACCUGGAUUCACGAAGGGAGGGCCCUCAACGCCGACACAACUAGAGGCGGCAUCAGCGUUAGGACCGAGCAAGUGCCUGGUGGAGCGAACAGUUUGCUGAGACUCGCGCGCGUCAACAGCAGUGAUGCGGGGAACUACACGUGUGCAGUGCGCGGUGCAAAACCACACACAGUUGCUGUGCACGUACUUAACGAAAGCCUUGCGGAACUUCACGCUGGUGUUAGAGCAUUUAGUCCACCUCCAAGGAGCGUCAUUACUCUCUGGUCACUCAUGACAAUUUUAAGUGGACCAGUGUUUAAUGUUCCAGUGAUAUCAUUUAUAAUGUUAUUGACCUUUCUCUGUACAUUAGACCCCGUGGAAACGGCGAUAGGGCACAUUGUCUUAUUGUUACCCACG